This is a messenger RNA of Amborella trichopoda, 1060 nucleotides long. RefSeq lists its product as uncharacterized. The record is from RefSeq and is a predicted model, not a curated record. Lineage: Eukaryota; Viridiplantae; Streptophyta; Magnoliopsida; Amborellales; Amborellaceae.
GAUAUCGGACAUGCAGCACACUAUUGGACAAUAUCCAAGCGGAAAUUAAAAAUCCAUCUUAUAUCCAACAUCAAACUGCACAAAUGUCCUUAGAAAUGAGUUCCGAGACCCAAUUCUAAGUAUCCCAGCUGGGCCUUUAGGGUUUUAAUCCACGCUCUCUCUACUCCAAAAUCGAGGUUUCAGGGUUUUUGAGUCUGGAUUUCCUUUUACGUGUAAAAGCAAAUGGUUUUAAGCUGAUCUCUCUCUCUCUCUAUCUAUUCCGCCAUGUCCUCUGAUCCAGUCGUGCCCCGUGGUGCUCGUUUCCUCUUAUCUUCACCACCAUCAGUUGCCCUAGAUUUCGUAGACAAAGCCAUCGAUAUAAUCUUGACUGGUAAAUCAACAAAGAGAGGUUAUAAGAGAGCAGCUAAUGCUCUACAGGUGACUGUGGAAUCAGUGGAAGAGGCAAUUCAAAUGCUCUGUAAAAUUUUUUUUUUUGGGGCUCAAUCCAAUUUGUCUAAUGUCGAUAUGGCUGAGUUUCUUUUGAAACUUGAAUUUGAUAAAGCUUCUGCACAAUGUUUGGCAAGCCAUUUUUCUCAGAAGGCGAAAGAAAUUAGAGAUAUUGUUGUGAGCCCCUUGCUUUAUGCUCCUUCCUUUAAGAAUAUAGAGUGGAGGCUGGAUAUUCAGGUUGCAGGUAGAAGCUUCUGGAACCAGAUGUACCCAUCGUUUUUACUGAAAUUAUUAUUCAAACCCCAGCAUGUGAAUGAGAUUCAGCGACCUAUUGCUUCAAGUUCAUGCGAGAAACCGUCAAGGCAACCCAGUGAGAUUUAUGUAGAAGCUAAUUAUUCUACCCUUAAGGCCAUAUGCACAGAUCUGGAAAAGGCGUUGGCUUCUCGUGGAGACCAUAGUCGAUGGUUCAUUAGCAAUCAACCAUAAAUUUUGCAACCAGUAGAUAGUUAAGAGAAUGGUGGUUCAUCGAAUGUGUACAACAUCAAAUUGGUAAUUCAUAGACGUUGUUUGAAAAUCACUGGAAGUUUACAUCUGAUUCCAGGUCAUAGCAAAUAACAUAGAACAAAUUUGUGGA